AUGGGUCCACUCACAGGAUCUCUCCUCCCUCGGGGGUCUGUAUCGGAUUAUCUGAAAAAUGAAACAUGUCCCAUGCCGGCCCAUCUCACAGAAGUCGAGGAUCCCUUUCUGGGGAGCAUGACCUUCUACCAUUUCAAUUUGAUUGUCUCUGGUGUAUGCACAUUCAUCACCUGUGUAUUAAUAUUCAGUCUCAUGGCAGAGCAUGCCUGUCGCUGCAGUGUUCCCAGCGAACAAGUCAAAAUUAUGAGAAUUGUUCAUAUGCUUCCCGCCUUCUCGAUUCUCUCCUACUUAGCGAUCGCCUUCCCCAACUCCUACGUCUACCUAGAAGGAUGGACAGAAGUAUUCCAGGCUAUUGCGCUUUAUGCUUUUCAUAUGCUUUUGAUUGAUUUCAUUUCCCCGACCGAGCGAAAACGAGACGAGUUCUUCGGGAAGCUCAAAGUGAAGAAAUUAUUUAGAAAGAAUCAAUACAGGGAGGGUAUUUCCUGGUUGAAGCUUAGUUACUAUUCCACAUUGCAAUACCCCAUUGUCACCUUUUGGGUUGCUGUUUUUCAGUGUAUUGCAGCGGCCUUUGAUCGGUACUGUCUUGAAUCUAACAAACCGGCUUUUGCUCACCUCUGGCUCGAGAUUAUUCAAGAAGUCUCAGUCACCAUCGCUAUUAACGCCGUCAUUCGAUUCUACGCAAACACAAAGGAGUAUAUGAAGGAACACAAGCCAUUGAUGAAGCUAUUGUCUUUCAAGCUCAUGGUCGGUCUUAUUUUUGUCGAACAGAUCGCCUUCAUGAUCCUCGAAUCCUCAAAAAUCUUCAAAGAAACCUCAAAACUCAGCUACGCAGAUGUCCACAUGGGUAUUCCCACAAUGGUAAUCUGCGUCCAAAUGGUCCCCUUCGCAAUCUUUAUUCGCUAUGCAUUCAGCACAAAAGUCUACCGCGUAAAGAAAUCACCGACCGACUCCGAAGAAAAGCUUGCAGAAGUCAAUGAGCACGGAAGGCCCGUACCACGAUGCUACCAGGGUGGUCCAUUCGGCAUUCACGCCUGGCUCGCAUACUAUAAUCCGAUGGAGUAUCUCCGGGAGGUACAGUCUAUGUACAGGACUCUGCACCAUGUUCAUGUGCGGAAUCAGAAACGUAUCUUCAAAGAGGAUGUUGAGGGAGAGAGUGAGCAGGCUUCUGUUGAGGGAAAUCAAUCAGAGGCUGAGCUGCUGGCCAUUCGGCCAAACCAGAGUGGACAGAGUGGCUAUGUGCAUAACGAGCCAUUUGAGCAGGUUCAGCUUGCGCAGUCCGAGCCUCUUAUUCGUCAGGUGCAGUACCCGGCCCAGUCACAUAAUGUGCAAGACGGAUAUGCGCACGUCCAGGGUAGUUUGGGAGGGAAUGCGCAGUGGGGGCAGGAUCCGUAUGGGCGUCCGUAUAGAGAGAUAUAG
This is a messenger RNA of Penicillium pulvis, 1416 nucleotides long. RefSeq names its product OSTA/TMEM184 family protein. The transcript is spliced from 6 exons. The coding region runs from base 1 to 1416 and encodes 471 amino acids. Lineage: Eukaryota; Fungi; Ascomycota; Eurotiomycetes; Eurotiales; Aspergillaceae. The record is from RefSeq and is a predicted model, not a curated record. Gene Ontology annotation, biological process: transport. Gene Ontology annotation, molecular function: transporter activity.